This is a messenger RNA of Electrophorus electricus (electric eel), 5453 nucleotides long. RefSeq names its product AT-hook transcription factor (gene akna). Gene Ontology annotation, biological process: epithelial to mesenchymal transition; neuroblast delamination; neuroblast division in subventricular zone. The record is from RefSeq and is a predicted model, not a curated record. Gene Ontology annotation, cellular component: centrosome. Lineage: Eukaryota; Metazoa; Chordata; Actinopteri; Gymnotiformes; Gymnotidae.
UCAAGUUAACUGCGAACUUUUAUCCAAGUUUAUUGAUAGUAUUAACUGAGUGUUCUUAACAAUUUUCAUUGCAUCUUUAGCAAAUGCCGGAAAAUAUAAAUCGCCGUUUAAGAUGCACUUCACAGGUUGUUGGGAUUAAUAUAUCCAAAACUACUGACAAGGAGUGAGGGGAAAAGAUUUGAGUUGCUGGAAGACAAAGCUGGAGGUAUCCAUUGUAGCUAAUGCUCAAUAAAAGAAACGUGCGUACACUUUUAGCUGGCUAACUGUCGGCUGAAUCCAACACGGUAAAACCAAAACAAAAGCGACAGUGGCUGGAUGCGUUUUGUGCAACAUGGUUUGCGACGUUCGAGCAGAUGCAUGGGAUAAGCGCGUGUUGCUGUGGUCGCUUGGUGAUGGCGCGUGUUGGUUUGUGCGUUGUCAGGUCGACGGAGCGCCAGGCCUAGCUCACUUACUCGAAGUUCCCUGAUUUUUUUUUUCUUUUUCUAUUUGGAUAACGUUACAUCAGUUAAGAUUUGGGUUUUAACACUUCAUAUGGGAGUAGAUAUUAACCAGCUCUGCCAUGGCAGUGAAGAGAGACCCAGAGACCACAGCUGAGUGGACCAGAAAGUUAUUAGUGAGCUUGGUCAAGGUGGCGUGAGAAGCAGGGAGGAAACCAAGAGAGUGAAUGGAGAGGCUAAGGAGCAGCACCAGAGCAGGGGUGCCUGUCUGGACCCCUGCCCCAGGGUACACCUCACCACCUAGCCCUGUCAGCUCACAGCGCAGCUGGCUCGAGCUUCAGGAUGCGGACUUCCACAGCCAUAUGGAUGAGAACGGCAUCAUUGGCUUCAGAGAAGGGCUGGGAGAGAUGGGUGAAGAAGAGGCCUUUGGAGUAGAGGAAGAAGACCUGUUAUGGGAUGCAGGGACCCCAGAACCUGAAGACAGCCCACCUCGUGCACUGGACGUAACUAGUUCCGAGCCUCCCUCCCGGUCUACACGAGACGGCAGUUCCACACACAAUGAGGGCGAUGGCAGCUUUGCCUUGGGGAACUGGAGUGGUGAUGAGGAAGGACAGAACUUUGAGGAGGAGGAUAUAGAGAGCUUGAAGAUCUACAGACCUCAACCAGGUUUCAAUCCAGAGAGAGCUGGGCUGCCAGCUAUUACAAGUGAUGAGGGAAAGGUACACAGAGAGCAGUCCAUCCCUCUCCCAGGACAAAUGAACCCCCAGUAUGACUGGAAGCAGAGCCAAGAUGAUGACAGUCGUGGAACAACGGUUAAAAGUCACAAAGCUGACAGGAAAGCCUCGGAAACCGGAUCGCCCUCACAAAAUGGCUUUGGUGAUAUGCACGUGUUGAAUGAGAAGAGAAGUGUGUCCUCACCUCUUUCCUCUACAGGAACCCCUCAUGCAUCUGUUGUCUCCCACCUCCCUCAGCUCUCCUCAGAGGUGCAGGCAAGUAACUGUGAAGCUGAACCAUUCCCAGAGCAGUUCAUUGACUGCACACCCGAGCCUCAAAGAUUCAGCCAUGCCCUUAGGCCUUACCAGCCUGUCAGACAUGCCGAGGAAGAGCCUGAGGUUGAUGCGACACCUCUGUCUACAACCAGCAGCCAUGGGUCUAAGAUUCAGCCUGGAAGAUCAAGCAAAGGAAGAGAGGCCUCGGCUGAAUUGGAGAGACCCAGUCCUGCGCCUCACCAAAGUCACCAGCAGCCUUCAGUUCCCUGUCCCCAGAGUGUCCGCUCUACGUCUUGGCAGGCUCGUCAACAGAGAGCUACAGGGCGGAGCUCUUCCACAGACUCCUCCCCUCUCAGCACGCCUCAUCACAUUCAGCAACAGAGCUACAGAUCCCCCGAAAGAUCACACCUGACGGAUGUUAGGAAAGGACAGCUAAGUCACCCACUACCAGACUUUUCCAAAGUGGAGCCCAGGGUUCGUUUCCCCAAGAACGGCUACAAGGCCCCCAUGAGCGGGAAGCCACCUCGCAAGAGAGACUCGAAGCCUGAAGCUCCUCUGGUGUUCAAAUCCCCUGCGGAUAUUGUGAGGGAGGUUCUGCUCAGCAGUACUGAAGGACUCUCAUCCACCCCGGCCCCUGAGGACUCCCACAGGCACCUUAACUUCACCCUGCCUGAGGAGUUUCGUUGCCCUCUCAAGGCCAGUGCCCUGGUCCAGCAGCUGCAGGAGGAUUACAAUAGGCUUCUAACCAAGUAUGCAGAAGCUGAGAACACCAUUGACCGGCUACGUUUGGAAGCUAAGGUGAGCCUGCAUUCUGACCCUCCCAAACACUCUGCUCUGUCAGGUGUUUUCCAUAAGGGAUCAAAGGUCAUGACCCUGAGCUUUCCUCAGGCUCAGAGAGCUUUGCUGAGCACAAGCACUGUUCACCCGAAUCAACAGACAUUCAGCUCAGGAUCGAUUAGAGGAACAGCCACUCACCCCCCUGUAGACUCUGUCUCUUCCAGACAGUCUGAGUCUCUUAGUGCAUCUCAGCUGGCUCAGGCCCUCACCAAACAGACGCAGAUGCUACAACUGCAGAUUGAUGAGUUUGAAGAGUUUCUAAAGAAUGGAAGACUUGAACCGUAUGAGCGGAUGGAGGGCCUGAACACGCUGGCCAGGGGGCUGGACUCGGUGGAGAGGGCUUACCUUGGGUCCCGAGACCAUGGGCUGCAGAGGCAGAAGCUGACGGGAGGCAGGUCCAGCCCUUUCGACUCUGACCGGGAACUAGAAGGUCUGAUUUUCCACUUAGGGAUGCGAUUGGAAGAACUGAGGGAGUGCGUGGAGCAGACUGAACAGAACCGGCCAACAUCAGAACCUGGCCCAAGCCCACCCCCUCAUGCCCACCAGCGCAGCGGGUCUGUGAAAGAGACCGAGCCCCAGCCUGAGGGUCCAGUGUCUGCGGCACAUGCAGACGUCAUGGCCUGGGUGGAGGUGAGUUCCGUCAGUGGCGAGAGUGAUGGUUUAAGAGAGGAGGGCGAGGAGGAAGCACAUCCAUCUGUUUUUCCUUCCCUGCACCAUAAACACCAGUGGGUGGAGAAAGACUUCAGCAACCUCAUGGACCGCUACUGGAAAUGCAGGCAGCUUUCUAAGGUGCUCAACAGAGGGAUCACUGAGGAGACCCGUGACACUCUGGAGUUCAGAAAUUCUCCUCUUCGUACCGCCAGGAAUGAUGGGAUAGAAGAUGAGCUACAGUGGAAGACUAAUGACCAGCAGGACUCGAGCAAACCAGCCGAGCUGCUACUGAGCUCAGACUCAACCUCAGGCCUUUCUCAUAGCGCACAGGUGGUUAACUCUAUGGAAACUCUCCCAGCCUCAGUGUUACCAGGGCAACAGGCCAGUGGGAGCAGAUCUGCAGGUAGCAGGAAGUCCUGUAGCACCCUGGGAGGGAGUGCAACCAUGGAGAAAAGGACCUGUAAAGGGAGCAGGAGGACCUUGGGAGCACCACCUCAGGAAGGGGUCAGGUCCCCAGAGACAGACAGUGGCUUUGUGGGCUCAGAUAGUAGUCGUGUCACUCCUGCAACAUACAGUCUUAUCCAGAAGAGGGCAGCAGUGAGAGUGACCAAGCCAUCUGUCACAAAGAAGCACAGAAGAAAAGCUGAGGCAGUGUCUCUCGGUGGGCAGCCUGAUCCCAUACACACACGAGCCUCCUCAGGUCGCUCUGCACACCGUGCCAGUCCUGCUGGAGGAGCUCCAGACUCCGCCGAGGUUGGAGGAGAGGCCGGGAGAUGGUCUGCGCCCAGCCCCUCACCCUGCCCCGCCCCUCGAUGCUGGCCUGGCCACGCCCCACAGCCCUGGCCCAGCAGUGGCAUCAGGGAGGUGGAGCAGCAGGGCGGCUCUGCUCCCUCCUUAUCAGGCGAGGAAGCGCAACAGGGCGACCAAUACACCGAACCAACCAAUCAGGAUGCCUGCUAUCUCCGAAACUCCUCCCCCACUCUACCCUAUCGCUAUGGUGACCCACUCACACCCCAAAGUUCUGCCCAGCUGACAAAUCAACAGGAGGCCCUCCAGUCUUUGCAGGUGGAGGUGGACAGACUCAGGGAGUGCCUAGAGGGAACUCUCAGGAUGGCAGUUCCAGCCAAGUUUGUAAAGGUGCCCCCUUCGACUUUGGAGGGCUUUAGAGACCCUGCAUCCCGGCACACAUCCACACCUCAGCAGCGCUCUUUCAGGUCUGUAGAGAGACAACCAAGCAAUAGUGGGAGGCGUAGAGAGGCAGAGGUGGACAGAAGCUCUGUGCCAAGGAGGAGAUCUGUAUCCGUGCCCCGUCUCAGGCCACGGCUGGAGAUCAAUUCUGAACAUGCUCGUUCUGAACCAAAGCCCUGGACUUCAAAGUACAUCCCAGCAUCCCCUGCAGCGGAGCGUGGAACCCGAGCUAACAUUGACCCUGGCACAGUGCCCUGCAUGAGGAGUCAGCACCGUGGUACAUCAGCUGACGGAUCAGAAGAGAGUGGUGACGUCGAUUAUGAAUAUGAUGAUGAUGAAGAGAGCAGAGGGCCAGCUCCUUUAUGCCGGCGCUGCAUGGCACGACGCACGAGAGCCUCUGCACGCCCAGUGAGUAAGGUUGGCUUGCUUAGUCACGCUCGGUCAUGCUCUAAUCGCUGUCCGCUGUGUGGAGCACAUGAACCGAAAAGAACAAGACUCCCCCUACCUGCAGACGAAAGUUCCAACCAAAGGGAAGCUUGGCCAUUGAGCUCCACACGCAAAGAGAAAAGGGGUGUGUUCUUGGCAGCAGCUCCUCCCCCUCCAGUGCUGGGCAGUGUGCCUGUGCUCCACUGUGUGCCAGUAUGUCCCUCAGUCCUCUACCCUGCCAUCCCAGUGGCAUUGUCUUCCCACCCAAAGCCCCUUUACCUCCCCCAGAGUGAAGAUAGAGGGCACAGGUCAAGGGUCAGAGGUCAUCACAGACGCUCCCUCUCCACGGGCAUGUGGCUGGCUCCCAGCACGCCUCAGAACCGCACCACGGCUGCCUCCGGCAGCACGCGAAAGGUCCCGUGGCACACAACACACUCUCUCACCUCGGGACUGCGGCCCCCGAGCCCACCUGUGAGGUCCUGCGUCGGCUGAGCCCCUUACCGUGCCCCUGUGUCGCUACUGAUCUCUGCUGCUCAGAGGAGCUUCCCCACUCUCCCUUACUGGAGGACCCUUAGGGUCUGCUGGAUAAGAAUCUGGCACUGGACUAUGGAAAAUGCACCUUCAUCUAAACUAUGGCAGCUGCACUGUGAUAAGCUUCAAUAAAAACAUACUGCACUUUGAGAGAAUGUUUAUGGAAUAUGUAGCCAUUCUUUGAGAUGCAAAGAAGGCAAGUACUUGUGCGGUAUUUGCUUUCACCAGCUGUAGAUGUGUGUUAUGUAAUACUUCUGCGCUGUGAUUAUUAGUGCAAUUAUAAGGCAUUAAAUUAGAUUUAUAUUUAGUCACUUUUUAGUAAUGAGAGCAGUUUUCACAAUGAAAACUAUUAAGGUAUAUUUGAUUUUUUUUAAAUAAACUUUAAAUGUUUAGA